Messenger RNA from Thrips palmi, 1562 nucleotides. Its product is annotated as acyl-CoA Delta(11) desaturase-like. The transcript has 5 exons. Gene Ontology annotation, cellular component: endoplasmic reticulum membrane. The record is from RefSeq and is a predicted model, not a curated record. Gene Ontology annotation, molecular function: iron ion binding; stearoyl-CoA 9-desaturase activity. Gene Ontology annotation, biological process: unsaturated fatty acid biosynthetic process. NCBI's taxonomy places the organism in Eukaryota, Metazoa, Arthropoda, Insecta, Thysanoptera, Thripidae. Bases 169 to 1113 code for a protein of 314 amino acids.
CCUACCUUAAAUGAGGUAGGAUCCGUGACCCAUCCCGCCUAUCGCACACCGCCAGUGACUGAAGCCUCAGUCAACCAGUGCACCGGAACAGCCCUACCGCGUCCCCCCGUGCGCUUCAAUUCCAUAGAUUGAGAGAAAUCUUGGGCAGGACGCGUUCACGCGUUCAAAAUGUGUGCAGACGUUCAGCGGCAGGAUAACGCAGUCCUGAAAACUAAAAACAAUCCUUGGUUUGAGACGGACAUAGCGUGGAUGACUGUUCUUGUGGCUGUACUGUCUCAUGGCACAGCAAUCUACGCUUUGCCCCGCUUCGUCCUGUUUCAGGUUAAAUGGCAGACGUGGAUAUUUACUGUUCUUCUGUACUACUUAUCCACCGUGGGCUCGAACGCUGGGGCCCACAGGCUUUUCUCUCACAGGGCAUACAAAGCAACCCUGCCCUUGAAGAUCUUCCUUCUGGCCAUGGGUUCGUUGGCCGUCCAGCCAUGUGCCUGGAGAUGGGCCAGAGACCACCGCGUUCAUCACAAGCACUCGGACACGAUGGCCGACCCUUACAGUGCAGCGCGGGGAUUCUUCUUCUCUCACUGGGGGUGGAUGUGUCUUCGAAGGCAUCCGGAGGUUUUCGCAAAAUGGAAGACGAUCGAUUUGUCUGAUCUCGAAAAUGACCCUUACGUUAUGUUUCAAAAGAGGCACCAGUACAAGCUGAUCGCGGUUUUCGCAGUGGCGCUGCCACUCAUCAUUUCGGUAUACGGUUGGAAUGAAACGUGGCUAAACAGUUUUCUCGUUCCCGUGACUCUUCGCAUUGUGUGGUGCUGGAACUGCACUGCCAUGAUAAACAGUUGGAGUCACCAUUUCGGCACGAAGCCGUACGAUAAGACAAUUUACCCAGUGCAAAGUUUACUUGUCGCGCAUUUGGCUCUUGGAGAAGGAUGGCACAACUACCACCACGCGUUCCCAUGGGAUUACAAGGCGUCCGAGCUUGGACUUCAGUACAAUCCGAUGGCAACCUUCAUCAAAACUUGUGCGCGCCUGGGACUGGCCUACGACCUUAGAGAAGCCUCCGAUGACGUCAUCAAGGCCAGGAUCGAAAGAACCGGUGACGGAACACAUUCACUUUAGACAUGAGUCGCGAUUUCAUCCCGAACGCUGCUAUUCAAGGAAUGUGUACUGAUAAAAAUCCACUGUAAUGUUUGGUAAUGUUACGACACAAUCACCAACAGUAAUGCUGCUAAGUAACGACAGUAUUGUUUUGUGUCUGAACGGGAAACCCAUCAAGAAACAACACUUUUGUUUUAUAACAACUUCCUUGUCAAGUAACAAUAAUGUAAUCGUGAACAAGGAAGUUGUUGUGAAACGAAAGUGUUGUUUCUGGAUGGGUUUCCCGUUCAGCCACAAAACAAUACUGUUGUUAUUUAACAGCAUUACUGCAGGUGAUUGUGUUGUAAUAUUACAGUGGAUUUUUAACAGUGUGGGCCCACAUAAUCACAGUUUUGGUGUGAUAAAAUGGUAACAUAUGACAAAUAUAUGACGGCUCAUAUGACGCCAUAUGAACCCUAUCUUUAAAUCUA